Molecule: messenger RNA, 3038 nt
Organism: Cuscuta europaea
Lineage: Eukaryota; Viridiplantae; Streptophyta; Magnoliopsida; Solanales; Convolvulaceae
Source: the annotation of a GenBank genome assembly
CUAGCUGCGCAGCCGUUAAGCCGCAAUCCCUAUAGUGGAGUACUGAAGUCCUGCUUCCAUGAAGCCGUUAACGGCAAGUUUUAUCUGUUCUCCCCGAUCCGACGCAUGAGUGAGGUUCCGACGCCGGCGCUCCACCUGGAACCCAAGUUAGGCAUGCAAGCCUGUGAAAGCUACGUCUUCUGAACCCUAAUCAAGCUGUAAGGACAACAAUGAGUGGAAACGAGUUCAGGUUUUUCUUAUCAUGCGACAUCAAUCUUCCAGUUACGUUCCGAAUUGAACGGAUCGAAGGAAAAGUUCCUCCGUCUAAGCCCCAUGGUUCAGGUGAUGUGGAUACUAUCAAUACAAUUGACGAAAUGGAGCAUGAGCUAUAUGUAGAGAGCACAUUGUACAUUGAUGGUGCUCCCUUUGGACUUCCCAUGAGAACUAGACUGGAAUCUAGAGGUCCAUCUUACUGCUGGAAUGAGCUUAUCACAUUGAGCACGAAGUAUAGAGACUUAACUGCAAAUUCACAGCUUGCGCUUACAGUUUGGGAUGUUUCACGUGGAAAGAGUGAAGGAGUUAUUGGUGGGGCUACUAUGCAUCUUUUUAACAUGAAAAAACAACUGAAAACAGGGAAGCAUAAACUUAGGCUUUGGUCUGGUAUUGAGGCAGAUGGGUCUAUCCAUACAACGACUCCAGGGAAGGUUCCAAAGAAGGAACGCGGGGAAUUGGAGCGCUUGGAAAAGCUUGUGAAUAAGUAUGAGCGUGGGCAGAUCCAACGAGUUGAUUGGCUGGAUCGCCUUGCCUUCAAAGCCAUGGAGAAAAUCAAGGAACGAGAAAACAAUAACAAUGGAAGUUCUCACAUAUACCUGGUUGUUGAUUUUAGCAGUUUUGAACACAGAGUUGUUUUUCAGGAGUCAGGAGCAAAUUUCUUAUUGCCAUCUCCUAUAGCUUCAACAAAUGAGUUGGUUACUGUGUAUGACCCUGAAGUUGGAAAAAUAAAUCCAUCAGAGCACAAGCAGCUAAAGCUUGCAAGGAGCUUAAAUCGUGGAAUUAUUGACAGAGAUCUUAAACCAAGUUCUACUGAAAGAAAAUCAAUACAAAGGAUAUUAAAAUAUCCACCAACUAGAGCUUUGAGUGGUGAUGAGAGGCAACUUUUAUGGAAAUUUCGUUUUUCAUUAAUGUCUGAGAAGCGUGCUCUGACAAAGUUUCUCCGUUGUGUUGAAUGGAGUGAUGUUCAGGAAGCAAAGCAGGCAUUAGAGCUAAUGCAUAAGUGGGAAAUAAUUGAUACUUGUGAUGCACUAGAGCUUCUCUCUCCUGUUUUUGAAAGUGAGGAGGUCCGUGCCUAUGCUGUUAGUGUUCUUGAAAGAGCUGAUAAUGAAGAGCUUCAGUGUUAUCUCCUCCAAUUGGUUCAAGCUCUUCGAUUUGAGCGCUCUGAUAGAUCUCGGCUUUCCCAUUUCCUGGUGCAACGCUCAUUGCGCAAUAUCGAGUUGGCUAGCUUUCUUCGUUGGUAUGUUGCAGUGGAGCUGCAUGAUCAUGGAUAUGCAAAACGUUUUUAUUGUACCUAUGAACUUCUGGAAGAGAGCAUGUUGAAGUUGGUAGGAAGUGAAAAUGGAGACGAUGACGGUUUUAAGUUAUGGCAGAGUUUAGAGCGGCAGAAUGAAUUGACAGCUAAACUAUGUUCGAUAAUGAGAGGUGUUAAAAAUGUCCGUGGUGGGACGCAGAAGAUGAUUGAAAAGCUUAGGCAACUUCUUUCUGGCCUUCUUAGUGAGCUUACUUACUUUGAUGAGCCAAUACGAUCUCCUCUUACCCCAUACGUUAUUAUCACUGGGAUCAUUCCAUCAGAGUCAUCAAUAUUCAAAAGUAAAUUGAAUCCACUACGGCUCGCUUUCCGAACAGCAAAUGGUGAAUGUUGCAAGAUCAUUUUUAAAAAGGGCGAUGAUCUUCGACAAGACCAAUUGGUUGUUAAAAUGGUAUCUCUUAUGGACAGACUCCUCAAAUUGGAAAAUUUGGAUCUGCAUCUUACUCCGUAUCGAGUAUUGGCAACUGGACAUGAUGAGGGAAUGAUGGAAUUUGUACCAUCUAAGUCAUUGGCGCAGAUUCUUUCUGAACACCGCAGCAUUACGAGCUAUCUGCAGAAAUUCCAUCCUGAUGAGGAUGGUCCAUUUGGCAUUACAUCCACAUGUCUUGAAACCUUCAUUAAAAGCUGUGCUGGUUAUUCAGUCAUCACUUACAUACUGGGUAUUGGAGAUAGGCAUCUUGACAAUCUUCUACUCAGAGAUGAUGGCAGGCUUUUUCAUGUUGAUUUUGGUUUCAUUUUAGGUAAAGAUCCAAAGCCCUUUCCGCCGCCUAUGAAGCUUUGCAAAGAAAUGGUAGAAGCUAUGGGUGGAGCAGAAAGCCAGUACUAUACCAGGUUCAAAUCCUAUUGCUGUGAAGCUUACAAUAUUCUCCGGAAAUCAAGCAACUUAAUAUUGAACUUGUUUCAUCUAAUGGCGGGUUCCAAUAUCCCAGACAUAGCAUCUGAUCCUGAAAAGGGCAUUCUUAAGCUUCAAGAGAAGUUCCGGUUAGAUUUGGACGACGAGGAAUGCAUACAUUUCUUCCAGGACCUCAUCAACGAGAGUGUUAGUGCAUUAUUUCCACAAAUGGUUGAAACGAUCCACCGCUGGGCCCAGUAUUGGCGGUAAUGUAUGUAUGACAUGAUAAUACUAAGAAUAUGGAGGAAAAUUGAUCAGGUUUCUACAAAAACGGUCAUAUCUAUAUAACUUCAAUAGAAUGGAAGUAACAAUCUGCUGAAAGGUAACUGUGUAGCGUAUGAAUGAUCUUCACAGAGCAACUCGGGUAACACUCUGCCUCUUAUACUCCUCGAGGCUGGCUGCUAAGUGUACAUACACAUGAUGAUGCAUUAUAGAAGCUGUAUUUAAGGGGUGGGUAACCUUUUGCUCUUUUGUUUCUAUGCCACUAAAAUUGACAUGCCUCUGUACAAAUGUAUAUAACCUUUAUUACCCAUCAAAUUCUACAUGCUUUGUUCGAAAUAUGACGUGGAUUAUGAUGCAAUUAGC